GAAGAAGCCUGGUCUAACGCAGCAAAAAUGGUUGAAGCAUACAGCGACGAAAUGAUCAAACGAUGGAAGGAAGAAAUAGAUACAUACCUCGUCUUCGCGGGUCUCUUCUCAGCCGUCCUCACCACUUUCAACGUUCAGUCGUACCUGCUUCUCCAGCCUGCAGCGCCAGAUCCAUCCAUCGCCAUCCUAUAUCAGAUAUCCUCCCAAUUUGCAAGCUUCUCUAUCAACUAUCCAUUCAUCAACUCUACCCAUCCGUCUAGCUCCGGAGGCCGCCCGAACCCAGACGCACCCCCCCCUGUCCCGCGUUGGGCCGUCUGGCUGAACACUUUAUGGUUCUCAGGCCUCAUCCUCAGUCUCUCCUCUGCAUCCGUCGGCAUCAUGGCAAAGCAGUGGCUGAAUGAGUACAACAGUGGCGUCUCCGGGACCUCUCGUCCGGUCGCACGAGUUCGCCUCCAUCGCCUGAACAACCUCCGAUCGUGGCGCGUGGAAGACGUCAUCAACACAAUUCCU
This is a messenger RNA of Trametes versicolor FP-101664 SS1, 510 nucleotides long. RefSeq lists its product as uncharacterized. The annotation marks the transcript as partial. Lineage: Eukaryota; Fungi; Basidiomycota; Agaricomycetes; Polyporales; Polyporaceae. The record is from RefSeq and is a predicted model, not a curated record. The transcript has 2 exons.